AACCAGAAAUCAACUUGGACAAUUCAUCCUCAAAGCGCCUCACAACUAUUCUUCACGGUUGACCAGGUACGGUAUAAAAGCCACACACUCAGCCGAUAGUAAGCAUCAGUAAUCGUUCAGCGAUCCUACGAGCUACAUCAAAGCAAAACACCAUGAAGGUUUUCAUCGUCUUCGCGGCCCUGCUGGCCAUCGUUCUGUGCCAAAACACUGAGCAGGACGUGAACAAGAAGGACAAGCGAGGAAUCGUGGAGUUGAACAAUGGUUACGAUGAUUACUACCACGGCAAUGACUUCCAUCAGCAUGCCCACGUUACGAACCACGUCACGGUGACGAAGAAGGUAGCCGUACCUUAUCCGGUGGCCGUAGAGAAGCAGGUGCCGGUCGCGGUAAAGGUCCCCGUUCCAGUGCACGUGGAGAAACAGGUUCCGGUGGUGGUCGAGAAGAAGGUUCCGAUUUACAUCGAAAAGAAGGUACCGGUGCACGUCGAUCGUCCCUACCCGGUUCCGGUGAAGGUACCAGUGAAGGUGCCCGUCUACCACAAGCAGGUCGUUGAAGUUGCCAAGCCCUACCCAGUAACGGUUGAGAAGCCGUACCCAGUGUACGUAAAGCAACCACACUACAUCCAGAAGACGGUCGAGACCCCAGUCUACGUGCACGAAUCGACCGCCUACGGCAGCCCGGCUUCCUACGAGCACAAGUCUCUGUGGGGCUAA
This is a messenger RNA of Anopheles darlingi, 713 nucleotides long. Its product is annotated as zinc finger protein 512B-like. Bases 153 to 713 code for a protein of 186 amino acids. NCBI's taxonomy places the organism in Eukaryota, Metazoa, Arthropoda, Insecta, Diptera, Culicidae. The transcript is spliced from 2 exons. The record is from RefSeq and is a predicted model, not a curated record.